Molecule: messenger RNA, 753 nt
Organism: Notodromas monacha
Lineage: Eukaryota; Metazoa; Arthropoda; Ostracoda; Podocopida; Cyprididae
Source: the annotation of a GenBank genome assembly
GGUGAAGCCAAGUUGCAGUGUUGGGUGUGUUCGGAUUACAGGGACCAGAACCAAUACGCGCAAAUCUCAAACUAUGGCAGACAACAAAUUCCCAAAUGCGAUGAUGAUGUUGGCAGUGAAAACUAUGGCGUCUUGAUCGACGUUGUUGACCCGGAAAAUCAUUUUUGCACAGUGUUCCACAGGAAUGACGAAUACGGAAAAGUUGUACUACGAGGCUUUUCAAGCAAGGCCAAUCUCCAAAACACAUUCGGCAUCGACGAGCCCGAGUGCAGAGAAGAAGUCCGAUUCCCGCAGUUGAGCCAAGAACGAUUCUUCCUGUGCGCGUGUCAAUAUUCCAUGUGCAACCGGAACUCGGCGACCGGAAAUAAACCGGCCGCUUCCGUAGCCGCCAUCGCAUUAAUCUCGUCAGCGAUAAUAUUCAGUUUCGCGUGAGAGAAGAAGAAAAGCAAAAAACAAACGCCUUAUUCUGCUGAUGGGCAUGGAGCAACGAAUUUUGAUCUGAUGCGAAAUCAAUCUCGCGGACAAUAUGGUCGUUGUUCAUUCGAAACGGUUAUAUAAUGGCAUAUUGUUUGUUUUUUUAAAUGAACCUAUAGAGGAAAUCUUGAAUGUGCUUUUUUGUUUUUGAAAGACAUCCACGUCAAGUCGUGAAUCACAGAGCCACUGCUUAGCUGCUUUAAAAUAACAUACAGAAAGUGGAAUUUCCAAUAUUUACAUGUAAAUCUGGAAUAAAGAAUUUGUCCCUUCUGCUGCUGA